Messenger RNA from Ascoidea rubescens DSM 1968, 451 nucleotides. RefSeq lists its product as uncharacterized. Bases 103 to 336 code for a protein of 77 amino acids. NCBI's taxonomy places the organism in Eukaryota, Fungi, Ascomycota, Saccharomycetes, Ascoideales, Ascoideaceae. The transcript has a single exon. The record is from RefSeq and is a predicted model, not a curated record.
CACUUGCUCAACAGUUUUCAGACACUUUGGCAGUAGUUCCUUCAACAACUUUUAAAGCAGCAGAAACAGCACAGCAGGAAGCAAAAACAGUAAACUUCAACCAUGAGAAGCUCAAGAAAGGGCAGAAGAGCUUUUAUACCUGAUCCAUCGGCUAAAGAAGGUGUGUUCGGUAUUGGCCGGGGCCCGUGCACACAAAACAGUGCAGCACUGUGCAAUGCUUGCUCUCAGCGCCCACACGCGCAGGGGCUCCACAGACACCCUGGGGGUUAUCGUCUCGGGGACUGGCAGCAGGAGAAGAAAAAGAAGCAGAAGCAGCAGGAGAAGCAAAAAAAGUAGGAGAAGUACAAAAGGAGAAGUACAAAAGGAGAAGUACAAAAGGAAAAGGAAGAAAAAUCAAGGACAGCGAUAGCAACUAAAUCAAUAUUAGUGUCUGGUGUUGGAGUGGGAUUUA